This is a messenger RNA of Pseudomyrmex gracilis, 1449 nucleotides long. RefSeq lists its product as uncharacterized. The transcript is spliced from 4 exons. The coding region runs from base 1 to 1449 and encodes 482 amino acids. The record is from RefSeq and is a predicted model, not a curated record. NCBI's taxonomy places the organism in Eukaryota, Metazoa, Arthropoda, Insecta, Hymenoptera, Formicidae.
AUGGAGGAGAUAGCUAAGGAAGAAUAUCACCUGGCUACUCUCUCUGGAUUAAAGGAUCCAAACUCUAUUUGGAAGGAGCUCAGGAGACUCGGCCUCGUAAACACAAAUUCGUCCAAAUUUACACUUCCUUUCUCUACAAAUGAACUGAAUAAAUUCUUUUCUACUCGCUUGCCAUCGUUUUCUAUUGUGGAUGAGACUUAUGAUAUACUUGAGGAUGAAUCUUAUUAUGACGACGAUAAGCUGUAUUGGAGAAAUAUUGAUGUUCUGGAUGUGAUUAAUGCCUUGGAUAGUAACAAAUCCAAUGCUGUUGUUUCUAAGGCGCUUGAAAAUAUAGUGGUGACUCAGAUGACGGAAUUCUUGGAGAAGUCAAAUGGACUGGACCCGUUUCAAAAUGACUACAGACGAGGAUAUUCUACACAGACUGCCUUGAUCAGAGUUAUUGAUGACAUCAGAUUAGCUGCUGACAAAAGAGAGAUUACUGUCACAGUGUUCUUUGAUUUUUCGAAGGCCUUUGACUAUGGAUCUGUUCUUGGUCCUCUACAUUUUACUCUCUAUGUAUCUGAUUUUGGAAAUACUUUAAGGCAUAGCAAGUACAGCUACUACGCAGAUGACCUUCUCAUCUACCUACAUUGUACACCUGACUCUAUUCAUGAGGCUAUUCGUCGCAUUAAUGAAGAUAUCUUCUAUAUCGAGGAGUGGGCAUUGAGAAACGGACUGGCAUUAAAUUCUAAGAAGACCUCUGCAGUUAUCUUUGGAUCGGCUAGAUUUAUCAAUUGCCUUAAAUCAGGAAACUUACCUAGUGUCAUUGUGAACAACAACGCAAUUCCUUUUAUGGACUCGGUUGUAUACCUCGGUGUUACUCUUACUAGUAAACUUUUGUGGGAGAGCCAUGUUACUUAUAUUGUUUUGCGUGUAAAUAUGACACUAUACAGACUAAAAAUCAAUAAGCAAUCNAUUCCUCUGACUCUUCGCAUCAGAUUAGUCUCUGGUCUCAUCUGUCCGAUCUUUGACUACUGUUGUUCUGUUUUCUCGGAUCUAACCGCUGAACUUGACCUGCGUCUACAACGUGCCUUCAACUCUUGCAUAAGAUUUAUUUUUGAUUUAAGGAAGGAUGAACACAUUACUCCGUUUUUCAACAAACUUAUGUGGCUCAAAGUCAAAGCUAGAAGGCAUUAUUUUAUGUGUUGCUUCUUGUACAGCAUAAAACGAACUCAACGGCCACCUAUUCUAUACAGUGGAUUGACAUUUAGAAAUGAGGAAUCCUCUCGCCACACCAAGGCUUCUGAGGACAUGCUGUCUAUACCCAUCUGUAGGACUGAAAUAUUCAAACAAUCUUUUAGAUGCUAUUCUGCUGAGUUGUGGAAUAGCCUUCCGGCAGACAUACGCGCGAUAACUAGUUUAGAUAUAUUUAAGGCGAAGCUUCAUAGUCAUUUUAUGAAGAACAAUUAA